Messenger RNA from Culicoides brevitarsis, 1851 nucleotides. Its product is annotated as juvenile hormone esterase-like. The record is from RefSeq and is a predicted model, not a curated record. The transcript has a single exon. Lineage: Eukaryota; Metazoa; Arthropoda; Insecta; Diptera; Ceratopogonidae. The coding region runs from base 16 to 1791 and encodes 591 amino acids.
UUUGCAUCAUUCGUCAUGUUACGUGAGAAAUUCGUUCGUUUCUUGCUCUUGACCGUGAUAAAUUCCGUCGCGGAUGCCGUUUUGCUGAAAGAAUUCGCCUCGGAAACCACCGAUUCGCCAGUUGUUCACACUUUAUCGGGUCCCGUACGAGGUUCAGUCCUCGAAUCACGUCUUGGGAGCUUAUUUUUCGCUUUUCGUGGGAUACGAUAUGCUGCGCCGCCCGUUGGAUCGCUACGUUUCAAGGCACCUGAGCCAGUUCCUGCUUGGAUUACGGAAUUUGAUGCCACGGAAGAUGGUCCUCGAUGUCCCCAACCCACAGAUUUGGAUGAAAGAGAUGACGUGAGUGAGGAUUGCUUGCGUUUGAACAUCUACACUGCUGAAUUACCUAAAAAAUCAUCGUCAGUAAAGAAGCCAGUUGUCGUAUAUUUGCAUCCGGGAGGCUUUUACGCCGUUUCCGGGCAAAGUAAGAACUUCGCAGGACCUCAAAGCUUGAUGGAUCGAAAUAUUGUACUCGUAACGUUAAAUUAUCGUCUUGGCGCUCUCGGAUUUUUAGCGAUAAAUACUCCAGAUGCUCCCGGAAAUGCCGGAUUGAAAGAUCAGGUGAUGGCUUUGAAAUGGAUUCGCUCGAAUAUUGCGAGAUUUGGCGGAGAUCCGAACAUGAUAACACUUUUGGGGUACAGUGCAGGUGCUUAUAGCAUCACAUUGCAUCUCGUGAGUCCAAUGUCACGUGGAUUAUUUCAUCGGGCGAUUGUAAUGAGCGGCGCAGUAACAAGCCCACGCCCGUCACAUCAGCUGGAAUUGGCGAAACGUCAAGCGAAAUUAGUAAAUUGCCCCGAAAGUCCCUUGGAGGCGAUGAUGACGUGUUUGAGAGUCGUUCCGGCACGACUUUUAGGCGAUACUUUGCGAAAUAUGUUCGAUUUUUUGGCGAAUCCAAUACUUUUGUGGGAACCUGUGAUUGAACCAAACUUCGGACAGGAGCGAUUUUUAACGCAUGACCCCACAGAAUUAUUUCAAGCGGGAAAAUUCAUGAAAAUUCCAAUAAUUAGUGGUAUUACAAAAGACGAAUUCGCUAGUCCUGCCAUUUAUAUCUUGCAAAAUGAGACUUUGACUUCGAUUAUGAACGAUCAGUGGGAGAAAUUAGCUCCGAUUUGCUUUUUGUACGAACGUGACACCCUAAAAUCAUUAGAAAUUAGUCGAGAAUUGAAGAAAAAAUACAUCGGAGGUACCUUGAAUGGUCUGUCGCAGUUGAAAUCCUUCAACGAGCUCUUCGCUGAUGCAGUUAUUGGCUUUCCUGUUCAUCGUUUCGUGCAAUUAGCCUCCAAAUACACUAAAGUUUAUUACUAUAAAUUCAGUUAUCAAGGUCGGUAUAGUCACACUUACUUCCCCGAUGACAAACCUUAUGGCGUUGUACAUCACGAUGACCUUUUAUAUCUCUUUGUUGCUCCAAAAAUCGCCCCAAUGUUCACUGAAACCGACCCGGAACACUUGAUAGUUGAGCGCAUGACUCGCAUUGUAGCGAAUUUUGCCUUGCACGGAGAUCCAAAUAGCAUUUUCGAUCCAUUUUUGAAGGAAAUUAAGUGGAAACCGAACUUUGGGACGUUGAAACACAAGUCAAAGUACCUGGAAAUCGACGUGAAUAUGACGAUGAAGGAGAAUUUGUACGGAAAUCGGUAUGAAAUUUGGCAAAAUUUGUUCCCGUUGAAGCAAUUGACCGUACAAGAUAUCGUCGCGAUGAAUUCUUCGCCAGUAAUUGCACAAACACACGUUCACAAGAAGAGGAAACGACAUUGAUGUCACGUAUGUUUGGGUUUUUAACGUACGUCAAGUACCUGUGUGAAGAGAAAGAGAGUA